AUGACAACAAUAGCAAAUAAACUACGAGAAAUUACAAAACGACUUCAACAUUUAACUGUUUGGAGACCAAAUGAACGAGAUCCAUUUUUUGAACUUGAUCGUUGGCGUAUAGAUGCUCAUACAACUAUUGAACAACUAUUUAAUAGAAAAAGACAACAAAUUGAACAACUCAUUGAAAGACAUGAACGAGAAUUUAUGCGACAAUUAGCAAGACAACAUUCAUUAUUAAAUAAUCUUCGUAAACGAUUAAUACCACAAAAAGAAAUCACCACACGUAAUAGUACACAAAAUGAUAUUUCAAUAUUAACUGAUUUAAAAAAAAUAGAAAAUGAAAUUGAUACAAGAUUAGGUCGAGGUGAAAUAUUUAUAGAAAUAACUCCUUUAAAUUUGGAAGAUUCAGUCAUGGUUAGUCUUAAAACAUAUCUUUCAACAACAUCUUCAAUAUAUUCUAAAGAAAUAUCAACAAUAAAUCAACCAAAAAAACCAAAACAUCGAUCACCUGAUGAAGCAUCCGCUGCGUUUAAUAAAUGGUUGGAAGUCAAGCACAAAGAAGAAACUAGUGUUCAAAAAGAAUUAGAGAACACUAAGCAAAAAAAACAAAAAGAUGAAGAAUAUCGAUUAAUGAAAAAGCAAAAUAAUCAACAAGCAUAUGAGCAAUGGUUACAUGAAAAAAAAGCCCAAACUGCAUCGAUGAAGAAAAAAUUAAAUAUAACUGAUAGUGACAUUCAUCAAAAAAUUAAUGAGGCAUAA
Rotaria sordida is the source of this 750-nucleotide messenger RNA. NCBI's taxonomy places the organism in Eukaryota, Metazoa, Rotifera, Eurotatoria, Philodinida, Philodinidae. The record is from the annotation of a GenBank genome assembly.